Messenger RNA from Nicotiana tabacum (common tobacco), 716 nucleotides. RefSeq names its product mitochondrial pyruvate carrier 1. Lineage: Eukaryota; Viridiplantae; Streptophyta; Magnoliopsida; Solanales; Solanaceae. Gene Ontology annotation, cellular component: mitochondrial inner membrane. Gene Ontology annotation, biological process: pyruvate import into mitochondria. The record is from RefSeq and is a predicted model, not a curated record.
AUGAUGCAUUGAUACGCCUCUUCCUCUACUAUAGAGUAUUGCCUAACCCUAACCUCUUAAAUCUUAGCAAAAAAAAAACUACUCCCUCCCUUUACUUAACCUUAUCGAUCUCUUAUAUCAACAACUCUCCAACCCAAGAUUUUUCAACUGAUUUGUUAAUUUGCUGUUGAAAUAUCAUGCUUAUAAUUUGAAGAGCAGUAUAUAUGUACAUAGUAGUAUUUGUUUUGGUGAAGGUACAAAGUGAUGGAAUCGUUGAGGGCAUAUUUGAAGAGUCCAAUGGGUCCAAAAACAACUCACUUUUGGGGUCCUAUGGCCAACUGGGGAUUUGUCAUCUCCGGAAUAAUGGAUGCAAAUAAGCCCCCCGAUGCAAUAUCUGGCAACAUGACUGCAGUGUUAUGUGUGUUCUCAAUGUUGUGUAUGAGAUUUGCAUGGAUGGUGAGGCCUCGCAAUCAUAUGCUGCUAGCUUGCCAUGCUGCAAAUGAGUCUGUGCAACUCUACCAACUUUCCCGUUGGCUAAGGCAUCAAUGGAACCUACAGCAGAAGGAAGCCGUAGCAGCUACUGACUAACUUAGUACUACUUCUUCUCCAAAAAAAGAAACUGUGUAGUUUCCACUUUCCACAAGUUUAGUUAUUUACUGAGGAAAAUGUAAGCAUAAAAAGAACCUUAAACCUUUAGGGUUGGAAAAUAAUACAUAUAUUAGCUUUGAUAUUAUUAA